Myotis myotis is the source of this 2559-nucleotide messenger RNA. RefSeq names its product activating transcription factor 1 (gene ATF1). Gene Ontology annotation, cellular component: ATF4-CREB1 transcription factor complex; nucleus. The transcript is spliced from 8 exons. Gene Ontology annotation, molecular function: RNA polymerase II cis-regulatory region sequence-specific DNA binding; DNA-binding transcription factor activity, RNA polymerase II-specific; protein binding. NCBI's taxonomy places the organism in Eukaryota, Metazoa, Chordata, Mammalia, Chiroptera, Vespertilionidae. The record is from RefSeq and is a predicted model, not a curated record. The coding region runs from base 263 to 1195 and encodes 310 amino acids. Gene Ontology annotation, biological process: regulation of transcription by RNA polymerase II.
AGUGUUGACCCCCCUCCCUUCCCCGCCCCCGGCCUGGAGCAGAUCAUGCCGCCGGUGGCGGCCCUGACUGCCGAGGAAACGGUCGCCUAGGACAGUUGGCUGUUCGGUGACACUGCUUCUCCCCGCCCCGCCAGGCGUUUGAGAGGCACGUCCCCCGCCGCGUGACGGGGUGGGGAAGUAGGUAGUAAACUCGGAGCCACCUGGGAGGGGGGAGUGGAAGUUCCCGCCCCGGAGAGCGGCGAGGCGACAGCCACAGUUGAUUAUGGAAGAUUCCCACAAGAGUAACACUUCAGAGACAGCAUCUCAGCCUGGUUCAACAGUUCAAGGAGCUCAUAUUUCUCAUAUUGCUCAACAGAUGUCACUAAGAGGAUCUGCGCCAGUGACAAUUGUACCUCUUCCGGGAGAGCAAGUACAGGUUCAGGGGGUCAUCCAGACAGCUCAGUCUUCUGUAAUUCACCCACCACACGUGCAAACGGUAUCAUCUUUAUCAGAAAGUGAAGAAUCUCAGGACUCAUCUGAUAGCAUAGGCUCCUCACAGAAAGCCCACGGGAUCCUAGCAAGACGCCCAUCUUAUAGAAAAAUUUUGAAAGAUCUAUCUUCUGAAGAUACACGGGGCAGAAAAGGAGACGGAGAAAAUCCUGGAGUUUCUGCUGUCACUCCUAUGUCUGUUCCAACUUCCAUCUAUCAGACUAGCACCGGACAGUACAUUGCUAUUGCCCCUAAUGGAGCCUUACAGCUGGCCAGUCCAGGCACAGAUGGAGUACAGGGACUUCAGACACUAACCAUGACAAAUUCAGGCAGUACUCAACAAGGUACAACAAUUCUCCAGUAUGCACAGACCUCUGAUGGACAGCAAAUACUUGUGCCCAGCAACCAGGUGGUUGUACAAACUGCGUCAGGAGAUAUGCAGACAUAUCAGAUUCGUACCACACCUUCAGCAACUUCGCUGCCACAGACUGUGGUGAUGACAUCUCCCGUGAGUCUUACAUCUCCGACAACUAAGACAGAUGACCCCCAGUUGAAAAGAGAAAUAAGGUUGAUGAAAAACAGAGAAGCUGCUCGCGAAUGUCGCAGGAAGAAGAAAGAAUACGUGAAAUGCCUGGAAAACCGAGUUGCAGUCCUGGAAAAUCAAAAUAAAACUCUAAUAGAGGAGUUAAAGACUUUGAAGGAUCUUUAUUCCCAUAAAAGUGUUUGAUAUUUAAGAAAAUAUUUUGUGGACUUGCCUAAAAAUUAAAUGGAUUUUUUUCUUUUUAGUGGAGUUUUAUAAAUUAAAAGGUCAAAAAUGAAGCUUUUAUUUAGGCUUUUGCAACUCAAAGAUAAAUGUCGUAUGCAAGUUAUGCAAGAGAACUGGUGACAGAGGAUAAAGUGGCAAAUGACCUCAAGGAAGAUACUGGCACAACUGGAAACUGGAAAAAGCAUACUAAAGAAGCAGGAAGCGAACAUUCACCAAUCUGAAUUUUCUAAAUAACAGUAGUUGUCAAUAAUCCAAAAAUGGCAGAUAAGAUGAAAUUUGGUAAAUUUUCAAAAUUAAAUCUAUUUACCCUAUAGGUCUGCAUUUCAUAUACUGUUUCCUAAAAUUUACUUUUUUCAAUUGUGUGUGUGUGUGUGUGUGUGUGUAUUUUAUUUCUGCCAAUAAAUUCUAAAUUACCAAAAGAAAAACUAAUACAUAACCAGAUAUAAAUAAUUAUGUGUUCUGAUUACAUACACUUGUUCUAUUGUCAAGUCUUUUAAAUGGGUUUUAAGUUUGUUUAUUGGACUUGACAGCAUCUUGAAGAGUGAAUUAAAAUAUUUUUGAGGCCUUGUCCUAACAGGCAUCUAAGGUACAUGAAUGGGGUGUAGUGUUUUUGUACAUUUAUUAUCAGAAUGGAAAGAAAACUGUUUAAAAGUUUCACACUCUUAAAUAGUUGGUUUUUGGGGGUAAUUCUGGGAAUGGUGAUUUUCUACAAAUAUAUAGCAGAUUGUUUUUUUGAUUCUAUAUUCUGUAAGCAGUUGAAUAUACAUCACUUAUUCUGUUGUGCUUUAAUAGAAUGGAAUGUUUACAGGCCCUUGAGGUGAUAUUAGAGUAUUUUUUAAGAAAAACUUCUGAAGAUGCAUACCAAAGUUUUCCAAGAGGAUUUUAUAAUUGAUUUAAUGCAAGGUUUAUCAGAUUCUAAAAUAGUACAGUUAUUAAAGCAAUUUUAUGCUAGAGACUAUUUUGUAAUGUAGUGAAUGGUACAUUUAUAAAAGUGACUGUCAAUAUAUUUUUAUAGCUAAUCUUUAUAAAUUCUAAAGUUGAGUUUUUAAUGAUUAUUUUAAAUGUUUAUAUAGUUUGUUUAGUAAAAAAAAUAUUUUGCCUCUCAAAGUAUCAUUUUUAUAUUAUGGGGAGUUUCAGAUUGGCUAAUCUCUGGAUUCUAAGUUUUAUAUACAGUUUUUCCAGAGUUCACAAAUGCUGUCAGUGUUUAACUUCUGUAUUCCAAUUUCUAUACACUUUGAAAUUGUACUGCAAAACUAUUGUGUGCUUCUUAUACAAUAUGUAUCAUAUUGUUGUCUAUGAAAUUAAAGGACAUUUGAUAAAAUUAA